Messenger RNA from Lathyrus oleraceus (garden pea), 3168 nucleotides. RefSeq names its product photosystem I P700 chlorophyll a apoprotein A2. The record is from RefSeq and is a predicted model, not a curated record. Gene Ontology annotation, cellular component: photosystem I; thylakoid; chloroplast thylakoid membrane. The transcript has a single exon. The coding region runs from base 1 to 2205 and encodes 734 amino acids. Gene Ontology annotation, biological process: photosynthesis. Lineage: Eukaryota; Viridiplantae; Streptophyta; Magnoliopsida; Fabales; Fabaceae.
AUGGCAUUAAGAUUUCCAAGGUUUAGCCAAGGCUUAGCUCAGGACCCCACUACUCGUCGUAUUUGGUUUGGUAUUGCUACCGCACAUGACUUCGAGAGUCAUGAUGAUAUUACUGAGGGACGUCUUUAUCAGAAUAUUUUUGCUUCUCAUUUCGGACAAUUAGCAAUAAUUUUUCUGUGGACUUCCGGGAAUCUCUUCCAUGUAGCUUGGCAAGGAAAUUUUGAGGCAUGGGUACAGGAUCCUUUACAUGUAAGACCUAUUGCUCAUGCAAUUUGGGAUCCCCAUUUUGGUCAACCGGCUGUAGAAGCUUUUACUCGAGGGGGUGCUCUUGGCCCAGUGAAUAUUGCCUAUUCCGGUGUUUAUCAGUGGUGGUAUACAAUUGGUUUACGUACUAAUGAGGAUCUUUAUACUGGAGCUAUUUUUCUAUUAUUUCUUUCUUUCAUAUCCUUAUUAGCGGGCUGGUUACACCUACAACCGAAAUGGAAACCGAGCGUUUCCUGGUUUAAAAAUGCCGAAUCCCGCCUCAAUCAUCAUUUGUCAGGACUAUUUGGAGUCAGUUCCUUAGCUUGGGCAGGGCAUUUAGUCCAUGUGGCUAUUCCAGGAUCCAGAGGAGAAUAUGUUCGAUGGAAUAAUUUCUUAAGUGUAUUGCCUCACCCUCAAGGAUUAGGGCCACUUUUUACAGGUCAGUGGAAUCUUUAUGCUCAAAACCCCGAUUCUAGUAAUCAUUUAUUUAGUACUUCGCAAGGCGCGGGAACUGCCAUUCUAACACUUCUCGGGGGAUUCCAUCCUCAAACGCAAAGUUUAUGGCUUACCGAUAUGGCCCAUCAUCAUUUAGCUAUUGCAAUUCUUUUUCUCAUUGGUGGUCAUAUGUAUAGAACUAAUUUCGGUAUUGGGCACAGUAUAAAAUAUAUUUUAGAAGCACAUAUUCCUCCGGGGGGUAGAUUGGGGCGUGGACAUAAGGGUCUUUAUGACACAAUCAAUAAUUCAAUUCAUUUUCAAUUAGGCCUUGCUCUAGCCUCGUUAGGGGUCAUUACUUCUUUGGUAGCUCAACACAUGUAUUCGUUACCUGCUUAUGCGUUUAUAGCACAAGACUUUACUACUCAAGCUGCGUUAUAUACUCAUCAUCAAUACAUUGCAGGAUUUAUUAUGACAGGGGCUUUUGCUCAUGGAGCUAUCUUUUUUAUUCGAGAUUACAAUCCCGAACAGAACGCGGAUAAUGUAUUGGCAAGAAUGUUAGAGCACAAAGAAGCUAUCAUAUCCCAUUUAAGUUGGGCCAGCCUAUUUCUGGGGUUCCAUACUUUGGGACUUUAUGUCCAUAAUGAUGUCAUGCUUGCUUUUGGCACUCCAGAGAAACAAAUCUUGAUCGAACCUAUAUUUGCCCAAUGGAUACAAUCUGCUCAUGGUAAAACUUCAUAUGGUUUCGAUGUACUUUUAUCUUCAACGAAUAGUCCGGCGCUGAAUGCGGGGCGAAGCAUAUGGUUGCCGGGUUGGUUAAAUGCUAUUAAUGAGAAUAGUAAUUCUCUAUUCUUAACAAUAGGGCCUGGAGACUUCUUGGUUCAUCAUGCUAUUGCUCUUGGUUUACAUACAACUACAUUGAUCUUAGUAAAAGGUGCUUUAGAUGCACGUGGUUCCAAGUUAAUGCCGGAUAAAAAGGAUUUUGGUUAUAGUUUUCCUUGCGAUGGUCCGGGACGAGGUGGUACUUGUGAUAUUUCUGCUUGGGACGCAUUUUAUUUGGCAGUUUUCUGGAUGUUAAAUACCAUUGGAUGGGUUACUUUUUAUUGGCAUUGGAAGCACAUUACAUUAUGGCAGGGUAAUGUUUCACAAUUUAAUGAAUCUUCAACCUAUUUGAUGGGAUGGUUAAGAGAUUAUCUAUGGUUAAAUUCUUCACAACUUAUCAAUGGGUAUAACCCCUUUGGUAUGAAUAGUUUAUCAGUCUGGGCGUGGAUGUUCUUAUUUGGACAUCUUGUUUGGGCUACUGGAUUUAUGUUCUUAAUCUCAUGGCGCGGAUAUUGGCAGGAAUUGAUUGAAACUUUAGCAUGGGCUCAUGAACGCACACCUUUGGCGAAUUUGAUUCGAUGGAGAGAUAAACCUGUGGCUCUUUCGAUUGUCCAAGCAAGAUUGGUUGGAUUAGUCCACUUUUCGGUAGGUUAUAUAUUUACUUAUGCAGCUUUCUUGAUUGCCUCUACAUCAGGUAAAUUUGGUUAAUUUGAUUCGUUAUUGUAUCUGCAAAAAUUUAAUCUCUUUGUAUGAAGAAUUCUUCUAUUUCUACAUCUAGGAUCCGACUUCUAGCAUUGAUAGUAAUAGGAAAUCAAUCAUCAUGGCAAAGAAAAGUUUGAUUUCGAGGAAUAAGAAUAGGAAAAAAUUAUGGAUAGUAAUAAGAAAUGAAUCAUCAUGGCAAAGAAAAGUUUGAUUGCCAGGGAGAAGAAGAGGAAAAAAUUGGAAGAAAAAUUUUAUUUGAUUCGACGAUAUCCAACAAAAGAAAUGAGCAAAGCUCGGUCGUUAAGUGAGAGCUGGGAAAUUCAGGGAAAGUUAGAAGCACUACCGCGUAAUAGUGCACCUACACGUCUUCAUCGACGUUGUUUUGCGACCGGAAGACCACGGGGUAAUUAUCGACACUUUGGAUUAUCUCGACACGCAGUUCGAGAAAUGGUUCACCAAUGUUUGUUGCCCGGUGCAACAAGAUCGAGUUGGUAAGAAUAAAAAAUUCUCUUCAUUUUUUUAUUCUUUUUGAUGGAUAAUCUGCAAUCAUAGUACGGUCCCUUGACCAUUCCGUAUAAAUGGUUUAUUCUAUUUGUACCCAUAUGGUGGAGGGGCACAUUCAAUUUAUCGCGGAGUAGAGCAACUUGGUAGCUCGCAAGGCUCAUAACCUUGAGGUUACGGGUUCAAAUCCCGUCUCCGCACCAUUUUUGAUAAAAAUUGGAAUUCACUUUUUUAUAUUAAAAAAAAUAUAUUGAAAUAUACUAUUCAAUACAGAAGUAACGGCGGAUAGCGGGAAUUGAACCCGCGUCUUCUCCUUGGCAAAGAGAAAUUAUACCAUUCAACUAUAUCCGCAUUUUUCUUUUUAUUGUACUUUAUACUUUAUAUAUCAUAUCAAUUCGAUUUGUACAGUACAGAGCUGUGUUUGAUAUCUAGUAGGAGUGAUCAAUAAAAGUAGAAAUCUAUAUAAUA